This is a messenger RNA of Microtus oregoni (creeping vole), 8126 nucleotides long. RefSeq names its product transmembrane protein 74B (gene Tmem74b). NCBI's taxonomy places the organism in Eukaryota, Metazoa, Chordata, Mammalia, Rodentia, Cricetidae. The coding region runs from base 474 to 1172 and encodes 232 amino acids. The record is from RefSeq and is a predicted model, not a curated record. The transcript is spliced from 3 exons.
UUUACCUGGGGUGGGAAAGGCAUCCCCGGGUGCAGCGGGGUCUCCCCAGUGGCGGGGGAGGGGUCUUCUCCUCCGCCUCUCCAACGCCUCGCCCCGCCCCGCCCCUGCGCCCAGCGCCGCGGGCUCUUAGCCUCAGGUUUCCCUCGCCAGCGCGUGCGGGCUAGACAGAGGUGGCCCUAGGGACGGCAGGGGCCGGGCACCAGCAGCCACCUCCCUCUCCCUCCCCACGCUAACUCUCCGGGCGCCCUCGCCCGCCGCGGGCGGAGCUGGAACGGCGGCGCUCCAUGAUCCCCGCUCCCACCCUGCCCUGUCCCUUCCUCCUCGGAGCCCCCCAGCGGCCGACGCGGUGCAGCCCUGCCCGGAGCUAGCAGAAACACGGGCGCCCACAGAGCACUGGAGAAUGACCUGAGAACACAGAGAACCAGCGUUCAGCUGCCAAGGGGCCAAGGCAUGAGCUGGGGUCGUUCUUCCCAAUGGCAUCUCCCCCUGGUCUGGAACUGAAGACAUUGAGCAAUGGUCCCCAGGUUCCAAGGAGACCAGCCCCACUGGGCCCAGUGGCGCCAUCCAGGAUGGGUGUGGAGAAUGCCUGCUUCUUCUCUGAGGAGCAUGAGACUCAUUUCCAGAACUCUGGGGAUGCCAGACUGGGUAGCUCCCCCAGUCCCCCUGGAGGUGUCCCCUCACUGCCCCGGUCCCAGCGGGAUGAUCUUUCUUUGCAUUCAGAGGAAGGGCCAGGCCUGGAACCUGUGAGCCGCCCAGUGGACUAUGGCUUUGUUUCUGCUCUGGUUUUCUUGGUGAGCGGAAUCCUCCUGGUGGUAACAGCAUAUGCCAUCCCUCGAGAGGCCCGAGUCAACCCUGACACAGUGACAGCAAGGGAGAUGGAGCGCCUGGAGAUGUACUACGCCCGCUUGGGCUCGCAUCUGGACAAGUGCAUCAUCGCGGGCCUGGGGCUGCUCACAGUGGGUGGCAUGCUUCUGUCUGUGUUGCUCAUGGUCUCUUUGUGCAAGGGUGAGCUGUACCGCAGGCAGACCUUUGUCCCUGGCAGGGGAUCCAGGAAGACCUAUGGCUCCAUCAACCUGCGUAUGAGGCAGCUUGCUGGGGAUGGGGGCCAGGUCCUAGUGGAGAAUGAGGUUGUCCAAGUCUCAGAGACCAGCUAUACCACACAGGGCUCUUAAGUAAGAGUCCACCCUAUCUUGCUGCUUUAGCUGAAGAGCUUCGAAGUCCCGCAAAACUUGGGGUUUCAAAGUGAGAUCCACAGAGGGCCCUGUGGAGGGAGUUUUGGUGCUGGGGUGGGAGCAGCCUGGGUUCUGGCUUAGGCCCUACUCAGGCAAGCACUGCUGAUGUGUUUUGCAGCUUGAAGUUUUUGCAUAAGGCUUUGUUUGGAGGAUGGCUUCUGCUGCUAAAAAUACAUUUUUGGAAACCACUGCUCUUAGAAGAUGAGGUUGCUUGGCAUUUCUCAGGGUUGGGACUCAUGCGAAAGGGUGACCCCUGUUCCUCAUGCCUUGGGAAUUCUGAGACCCCAUUGUCUUCACUAGCCAAUUGAGAGUGUUGGGUGAUCAUCUGGAAUAGAGCGUGGCUUCAUGGUGAUGGGAGAAGUCGGUUCUGAGUUGACCCCCUGCAGUACCCAACUGACUGAACCAUAACCCUUCCCUCUCCAGGCCUCGGUUGCUCAGUCUCUAUAGUGAGGAGUGGGACUGGGUGCGCCACCAUGAGCCACAUCUGCCCUGGGAAGAGGAAGCCAGUCUGCCUCUGGCCAACCUACAAAGAGGGAUGAAGGUUUUUGACAGGGACUGACCAUUGUCAGUGCCACCUUCUGGCCUGCAUUGGUGACUCCCAGUGCCAGGAGCAGUGGUUCUCAUGGUCCUGCUACAGAGCCUGGGUGAAUGGGUUUGGUUCAAUCCAGAAUUUGACCCAGUGUGAAUUGGUCUUGGAAUUUGGUUUCCUAUGGUGGCUAAUUUUCUGCAGUGGUUCCUUUCAAAAGCGCACUGGGCACCUAGGUGUGAGGACUUGGUUGUAUUUCUGUGGGCAUGUUGGGGGUUUAUCACCUCCCCCUCCCCCUUAGUGAGCUGUUACUUAGGCCUGAUCUCAUCCUGGUAGCAGAAAACAGUUUUCCUUAAUGCUGAAUUAGUAAUGUCUGCCUUUCCUUCUCAGUGAAUUUCAGUUGCCAGUCAUCUGGGGACAUAUAAGGUACACUUAAGUGGCCUGGAGACUCCAGCCACAUGGAUCGCUGUUGGCAUUCUGUCUUCAGUGAAGUAUUUCCGGGAUCCCUCCAAACUUUAUUUAAACUUUUGACAAUGGAAGUAGGCAUUAGGGGACAAGGAGAUGGUGGCAGACAUUUGGGGAGCACUGUCCAGGCCAAAAGGCCCCAGAGGACUUCCAGAGCACAUACUGUCUAGGCUAUGGGAAGACUCUAAAAGGGUCAUUUCCCUGAGCCCCCUGCUCCAGGCAGGUCCCUCGCCCUCCAUCUUAGCUGCCUGUAUAAGCUGAGAUCCUAGCUGUUGGUGGGGGUAAGAAUCCGGGGUGGCACAGGCUCUGUAGGCUGGAGCGGUCCUGACUGUGUGGAACAUGAGCCUUCAGCUCAGGCAGCUUGAACAUCUGGGCAGUAUAAUAUCACAGCUUCUGAGACAGAUCAAAUGUCUGCUCAUUGGCUUUUUUUGCCUAGAGCAGAGAGCUGGGGGAGGACUGAGGGGGACAAAAUUGUGCAGCUUGGCUUUGGAGGUUCUGCUAGUGUGGCUGAACUAGGACAAAGGUCACGAGAGCAAAAGGUCCCGAUUCCAGGGCUUCUUCAUAUAUGUUGAUUUUUCCCCUGAUAGAGCAGGGAAAUACUGUACAAGGUGGCAGGAACCAUGCUAGAUGAAUCACAGUGAGGUAGGACUUUGCCAGUGAUGGGCCCCAGCUUCCCCAACCGUGAUGGUAAUAAAUGUAUCAAUUGGAGCAGUUUGGAUUCUGGUGGCAGUAGGGAGGCAUGCUAGGCUACAGUUCCUACUGAGAGUCUCUGCCUACCACUAUCCAUUUGGGUCAGUUUAAGCACAAUGAAAUGUACUUAGGGGCUCAAUCUGCUGGAAAAUAUAGGAAUGGCAGAUUUUUUUUUCCCAAGCCAGCGGAACCUGCUUUGCAUUCCGAUGGGAAAUUUCUUUAGAAACCACAUGCAAAUGGAUCAAGACAGGCAUUACCUCGUCCGUGAAUUAAGACGAUUUGAGAGGUGCUGACAGUAUUUCCCCAAGAUGCAGCCGAGAUCUCACAGCCCAUGGACCGAGGCUUAGGAAGGAGCCAGGGAAGGAUGAGGAGUGCUGAGAACCUUCUGUGGGUCUCUUUGGGAUUAGAUGUGGAGUUGUCUCUGUGGCCACUGGAACAUGCCUGCCUCCCUUCUAAGAACUGCCUCUGCCACCCCAUUAGGUUCCCAAUAUUGCUUUCCUCAUUGUAUCUGAGUAGACAGAGCUUUCAGAACUGGUAAGAUCUGGGUUUGAAUAUGAGCUCUGCCACUUACUGGCUGUGUGAGCUUGGGCAAGUUACCCCACCUCUCUGUUUAAGUGGGCUAACUGGGUCAUACCACAUUCCUAGGGUGAGAAACAUGGUUGGCAUAUGUAGUAGGUGUUCAUGUUUGAAUGAGAGGAUGAAACAAAAACAUCCUAUUCCUGACAGGGCAGGCAGUGCCCUGUGCAAUGUCCUGGAGCCCCACAGUACCUGCCCAGCUCCCUGGAGCCUUGCUGGAAUACUGUCUUAGGGUCAGAAGAUCCCAUGACUACCAGUGUGGGCAUGGCUUGUCAGUGGGUCUGCAGCUGGAACGUCCUCUCUGGGCCUUGGUUUAGCUUUGUUUCAGGGGUUUCCCUGAGGGAGAAAGGUUCUCUUCCUGGCCCUGGUAUGACAUAAUCCAGUGAUAUCUGGACCCAGGAGACACUUGCUGAGGCAGAGGAAUCUGUGAUCCUGACUCUUGCUCAUCUGAGGCCCAGGCCUGUCAUCACCAUCUCCGCUUCCUUACAGGUACUGUCUGAGUCUCCCAGCCAACAGGGGUUGCUGGCUGAUUCGACCACCAUUGUUCCUUUUCUUGGGAAUAGCAUCACCUUCCUAGGGAUUUUCUUUCAAAUGUCCUCCUCCCUGCAUACACAGUUCUGUGCACGAGGACACACACACACACACACACACACACACUCACACACACACUGCACCCUGUCUAUACCUCUGCAGCUUUCUCAUUUGACCUUGCUUGGGAGCCAAGGACUCAGCCUCUGGCUGCAGAGCUCUAAACCUCUAGAAGCUGAUGAUGGUUUCUUCCUCUGUCUGCCACAGACCCCAUGGUUUUAAGCUCGCCAUCCUCCUAACAACAGUCCAGUGUCCUCUUUAGUUCCCCUCCUGUUUCCUUAUUGGGAAAAGAAGAGAGUUCUGGGGGAUUCCAGAACCCUGGCACUCGGGGAGGGGACUGAGCUGAGAACUGGGGGAACCAGGUCAUGCUGGUUACCACAAUCCGGUGGAUGACAGCAAGCACGGGGCAGGAAAAGAAGGGCAAGAAGCCAGAGGUGAGGUUACAUUAUAAGUAGGAUGUCAGCGGUAUGGACAUUGGUGGGGAGAUGUCUCCCAUUUAGUUUGUUGGUUUUCUCUCUAAUUUCUCCAGGGUUAGAUUGAUCUGAGAGGGAAGCUUGCUGGAGUCUUUGCUGAACUGGAGUGGCAGGGAGUGCCCAUCAGUGGAGAAAGCUUGCUGGGGCCAUAGCUGAACCAGAGUGGCAGGGAGUGCCCAUCAGUGGAGGUAUGUUAACAUUGCCAGGAGUUAGGUAUCUUCAGACAUGGAGCAUAAUGGAAUUAGUUGGAUUUAGCUGAGAUUCCCCUAAGCUUCCAAAUUGUUCAUUUGAGAAGAACCAGAGUCUUUGGGGCCAGAGCCUGAUUUUUGUCCUGCUCUAGCUUCUUGUUCUCGAGCCCGUGUGCAUCCUCUUUCCUACAUCAUUCCCCUUCCUCGUUUGUCCUGAGCAGAUGGACAGCAGGACACUUGCGUAGUGCAGAGGGUGGCGCAGUGUUGGAGCAUUGCCUGCACAUGAAUCUCAGAGGGACAGAGGCCGAACCUGAGGGUCUAUGGCGGCUGGUUCGUCAGUGUAAAGGAUGACUGCUCAUGUGCUUGGCAAUUGUUAGUGUUCCCUGGCCUGUUUCUUCUGGAAAGCAGCUGUGCUAGUUGCAAUGCCUACCCCGUGAGACUAUGAUGACAGGUAAAUGUGUCUUUAAAGCACUUAGCACAGUGCCCUGCAUUUUCUAAUAGCCCUAAUCUGCUAUUCAUGUUCUCUCAUUCAUCCAUGGUAUCCUGCCAUGGUUUGACAGAUAAGCACAGUCCUGGCUGGGCUGCACCCAGGCUGUCUUGUGCAGGAUGGCAAGACUUUGCUGUGAUAUGGGGUGCAGAGGGAGAGGAGAGAGGGAGAGAGUGGAGGGGAGAGAGAGGAGAAGGAAGAGGAGGAGGAAGAGGAGGAGGAAGAUCUGUGUGAGUUGGAGGUUAGGUUGCUUUGGAAAGGGAGUGCUUAAUAAGAAUCUUAAACAAUUAGGAAGUAUUGAUGUGGAGAAUUGGGAGGGUUCCAGGCAGAGAGAAACAUGUGAUCAGAGGCUUAGGUCUCAGCAGCUAGUGAGAUGAAGGAGAUAGGGGGUAUACAGGUGACUGAGGAGUGAGUAGUGGGACCCCUGGUGGGUGCCUGGGCUUCAUCACCUGGAGAAGGGGGACAGGUGCAGGAUACCACGAGAAGGCUGCAAGGCAUGAAUGUGGCAUUGUGGUGACAGGGCCUGUCCUCCCUAUACUUUCAGAUUUUCCUGGAAGGAAGACUUCUAUGUCAGAUGCACUGUGGGAGCAAUACUGUAGCAUCCUCCGACCCUCCUUUAGGGUAAGAACUACAGCUAGAGGACAUGGCCUUGAUUCCAUGCCUCAACUUGGCAGCCUUUUCAUAUUUGACUUCUCAGUCUCCAAGGUCAGGGUGGCGGCUGAUGGUCUCCUGGGUCUAAGGAAAAGCAGCAAGUAAGAGGAGACUCACUAAUCAGUUCUGGCCCAAGGGAACAAGGACAGGGAAAGGAGGCAGCUGCCAUGCCAACCUCUUCCUGGGAGGUGUGGCAUCUGGGUCAGUAUUGACUCCGGGGCCAAUGACAUUCACCAAACCUGUCUUCUCUUCUUUCCUCUUUUUCCCUACUUGAUUCCUUUGUAUACCCACAUCUAUCAUUGAAGCUACUCAUGAGUGAGCUGUCACCAUUGCUGAUCAUGAUUCUUUCCAUCAGAGAUUAAGGCAGGAGUCCAAACGCCAGAGUUUUGCAGGUAUAUCAACGAACACAGUAGUUGGCCAUGGCAGUGGUGGCAAGAUUAAAGGCAGUGUCUGCUCGGACCCACUCAAGCAUUCUUAGUCAUUCUUUCAGCAGAGGUUUGAGUAGUUGCUAUGUUCCGUUUUAGUUUUAGCAUUUAAGAGACGAAAACCCAAGGAGUACUGACAGAGGGACCUAUGGAGGCUUGGAGGGAUGAUGGUGUCAGGGAUCAGGAAGAAGGGCAGGUUCUGUCCUCUCAGAGAUGUCUGCCUACCUCCAGAAAUGGGCUAUCCUGGCUUGGAGAGCAGCCAAGCUGAAUGUAGAGUUCUCCUCAGGACCAGGGAGGUUGGGUGCUGACCAGGGUGCUGAAUUGUCAUGGUAAUUCCUAACAGGGUAGCUGAGUGAGGAGGAAGGAGAGCUAGUGUGUUCUUUUUACUAAGGACCCCUGUGACUGUUUUGGUCCACACUGAGCAGGGAAAGCUUGGAUGUGAAGACAAAAUUUCUGUGGUUUGUGUGGCCCUGGGGAAAUCUUUCUCAUGCACCUGCUGUUUCCUUUGAUUGGCUUUUUCCUUUGUUUAGUGCAGAGUAGCUUCCAUCCUACCAACCCCAGAGGGCCAAGGAGAGCAGCAGCAGCUGGGAUCUAGUGGAAAGAUCCAGCACAGAGCCCAAGCCCAGCUUUGGGGCCUAGAGGAGCCCCUUAACUCACCCUCAGAGGGGUUUAACGGGGUUAUCUCCUGCAGAGUGGAGGUGGUGUCACAUGGUAUCAGAUGCCCCUUCUAACCUGGGUGCUGCUAGUGAGGUAGCUGUUGAGUGCUCAGGAACACGUACGCCCAGCCAUCAGGCUCAGUUUCGGAGUCUACGUCCAUCCCUGGGAUUACGCAUAACUUCUCCUUUCUCAGAUAGCUCCUCUUUCCCAGAUCCUGGGAUGGGUUUUGCCUGUGGGUUAUGGCCAGGUGAGAUUUGGUUCUACUGAAAAGAACUUAGGAGUUUUAGAAUCAGGCUGGUUUAGUUCUGCCACCCCUCAGGGCUGUGUCCAAUACCUUGACUAACGCCUCCAGUCUUCAUCUCGGGUUGUAGCAAGUACAGUCUGGGAUAAGAAGCUGCGCAUACUAUGGGCAGUAGAUAAACACGUGUCUCCUCACUGGUUUGGCCCAGAGUUCCUCUCCUUUGUGUCUGAGCUCCGUUCUCACUUACCCAUAUGCCUUUAGUAAUGACAGCUGCCGACACCCACUGGACCCCCACUCCCUUUAAUAAGACACAUUUAGUGGUACUUCCCAGCAAUCUGCAGGCAGGUGUAACACCCAUUUCACAUAUGAGGAAGGCUGUUACCAGUCAUGUGCUGGAGUCAUUCCCACACUUGGUUUCUGUCAACCUAGCAGACCUUUCUAACCCUCUCUGCUUUAGAAGUGAGGCUCAAUGACUAAUGACCUCAGGGUGGCUAUCUCAUAAGGGCACCCAUUUAUUUAAAGACGUUUAUGAAAUAUGCUUGAAUGAGCCAUUGGGUUAAGGGAAUGGAGUGGCUACUAGGGGUACAACCAGGUAAAAUGUAAAUAUGCAUGCAUUAAUUAUGUAUGCCAUCAGCCGAGACUGGCUGACUUAGUUCUCUGUUCCCGAUAUCCAGGUGAAGGUAAAGGGCUAUCUGUUCACUUGAACAACCCAAUUCAGUGUACACAUGGAAUGCAGGGAACUUGUCAAAAGGCAAGUUCACUGGGGCUAGAGAGAUGGCUCAAUGGUUAAGAACAGUGGCUGUUCUUCCAGAGGACCUGGGUUCAAUUCGCAGCAUCCGCAUGACAGCUCACAACUAUCAGUAACUCCAAUUCCAGGGGUUCUGAUGGCAUUUUUGGCCCAUGUGUGCACCAGAUAUGCAACCAGUG